AUGCGUGAGGCGAGUUGCUGCCGCGAGAGGGGCCGAUCUUUCUUUCGCCUACCGGACGACGUCGACGCGCGCCAGCGGCAGGCGCGGCUCAAGGAUCAUUUCCUGAAGCCGCCCAGGCAGGAGAUCCGCGGGGCGUCGCAGCGCCAGGCGGCGCGCCUGCGCGACGCCCGUGCGGCUCGCUGGCCGAGGCGCCGCUUCUACGCGCCUUCGCGGGCCGCGGGCAGACGCGAUGGCGUCGGCCAGCACAUGGUGGCCACUUCUGCCACCGCCUGCCAGUGGCGCUGCGUGGCGUUGCGCCUGGUCAGCGCCGCCAGUUUUCGCCCGCCCGUGGCGACACAGACUGCGGUAGGUGUUGUGCCGGGCGCGCUCAGCGAGCGCUUUCGUGGCGCGGAGCCCGAGAGCGCGCAGGAGCUGCGGGACGGCUUCCGGCAGUUCCUAGCCCUCGGCGGCUGGGACGCGGCGCGCGCGGUCGCCCGGAGGUUGGGCGUCCCCACGCAGGGACGCCUUCGCGGGGUCCGCCGCGAACUGGAGGCGGCGCUGGACGGACUCAGCGACGCCGCUUUCCGGCGGGUCGUGGCCCGGGUGGCCACGGACGAGGGGUACAGGGAUCAGUCCUGGAACCUGACGGCCACCUUGGAGAACCCCCGCUCUGGGUUCGAAGACGGGGACUUAGAGCAGCUGGCUGGUGCCAAGAGGCGGUCGGAGCGCCUUACUGUGCGCGAUCCAGCUGAGGGGGGGUGGGAGGGUGGGCGCGUGGUGUACGUCUCCAGCGGCGAGGCGCGCAAGCUAGUCGGGGCAGACUGCCAGUACUGGCAGGUGCGGCGCAAUGACCUGGGCGGGUGGGUAGGCGACGAGCAGGCCAGGACGUCCCUGAGGCAGCAGCGCGCCGGCACGGAGAAGUGGGAUAUGGUACGAAGGAGAUCGUCGGUGAUGUUCGCCGUGUCUGCCUUCAAGGACGCCGCUGCAGGUUCACCGGCAAUCUCAUCUCGAGCUCCAGAGGCGCUUCCUGUACUACCUGAGGAGGGCGACGCCGAGGCCCGCAGACCGAAGUCGAGCUCGAGUUCUGGACGACGAUCAGUGGAGAGGAGUGGGCGGUGCAGCAUGCAGGGCCUCCACGACUGGCAGGCGGCGGUGGUCGCCAAGGCCACCGCGCGGCCCCACGGCCGCCGCUCGCUGGCGCGCUCGAACAACUCGCAGUGCUCCGCGGACACGGCGGCCCGCUCCGAGCGCUCCGAGCGCUCGACGGUGGGCCCCUGCGGCCGCCGGCUCGACAGGCCGCUGCCGCGGCGCGGGACGGGCCCCUGA
Messenger RNA from Prorocentrum cordatum, 1305 nucleotides. The record is from the annotation of a GenBank genome assembly. NCBI's taxonomy places the organism in Eukaryota, Dinophyceae, Prorocentrales, Prorocentraceae.